AUGAGCGACGAGAGCCUGUUCCGCUCGGCGGCCAUGUCGCUGGUCCAGGUGUACAUUCCGACGGAGAGUGUGCACGAGACGGUGCAUGAGCUGGGCGAGCUGGGCCAUGUGCAGUUUCGCGACUUGAAUCCGGACGUGACGCCGUUCCAGCGGACGUUUGUGGCCGAGAUCCGGCGGCUGGACGAGAUGGAGCGGCGUCUGCAGUUCUUGCAGACGCAGCUGGAGCGCGAGGCGAUGCCAGCGCGGCCGUUGGAGCGUGCGAUCCCGUUCCUCGCCGCGGACGAGGGGCAGAGUGGGCCGAUGCGCCUCGAGGAGCUCGCGCGGCGGCUCCAGGAGCACGAGUCGCGCGUGGCGCAGAUGAACGGGAGUCACGACGCGCUGCAGCGGCGGCUGCUGGAGCUGGAAGAGGCGAAGCAUGUGAUUCACGAGACCGAGGCGUUUUUCCAGCAGGCCGAGACGCAGCCGGCGGAAGCGUCGUCGGCCGUGCGGGUGAGUAUGGACGAGGACGUGCACGACGAGGCGCCGCUGUUGACGCAGCAGGGCGCGGGCGUGCGUGGCAUGGAUGCGCCGGGCCCCGUGGACGUCGAGUUUGUGGCGGGCACGGUGGAGCGGUCGCAGAUGGCGACGCUCGAGCGGGUCUUGUGGCGGGCGCUGCGCGGCAACUUGUACAUGAACUAUGCCGAGAUCCAGCAGGCGCUGGAGGACCCGUCGCGCGAGGAGCCUGUGUAUAAGAAUGUGUUUGUGAUCUUUGCGCACGGCGCGGCGGUGCUGAGCAAGAUCCGCAAGAUAUGUGAGUCGAUGGGCGGCACGCUGUACCCGGUGGCGAGUGAUCCGCUGCAGUGCCGCGAGCACCUGCGGCAGGUGCUGGAGCGGAUCGAGGACCAUGAGAAUAUCCUGUACUCGACGAACGCGGCGCGGCGGGCUGAGCUCGUGCGUGUCGCCGAGUCGAUUCGCGCGUGGGACGACCUCGUGCGUCGCGAGAAGCUGAUUUUCGGCACGAUGAACCUGUUCCGCACGGACGUGAGCCGCAAGACGAUGGUCGCCGAGGGGUGGGUGCCGAGCGCGGCGCUGCCGAGCGUGCAGCUCGCGCUGCGCCGCGCGACCGAGACGACCGGCGCGCAUGUGUCGUCGGUGAUGCAGACGAUGCGGACGAAGGAGACGCCGCCGACGUACCAGCGGACGAACAAGGUGACGGAGGGCUUCCAGGCGAUCAUUGACGCGUACGGCUAUGCGCGGUACCAGGAGGUGAAUCCGGGCCUGUUUACGGUGAUCACGUUUCCGUUCAUGUUCGCCGUCAUGUUUGGCGACGUGGGCCAUGGCCUGCUCAUGUCGCUCAUGGCGGGCGCGAUGGUGCUGUAUGAGCGCCGGCUGCUGCGCACGCGGCUCGACGAGAUCACGUCGAUGUUCUUCUAUGGCCGCUACAUGAUCCUGGGCAUGGGCCUGUUCUCGAUGUUCACGGGCCUCGUGUACAACGACGUGUUUAGCCGCAGCAUGCAUCUCUUCCGCUCCGGCUGGACGUGGCCGCGUGGCACGGGCACGCUGACGGCGGAGCCGACGGGGCACACGUACGCGCUCGGCCUCGAUCCCAGCUGGCACGGCGCGGACAAUGCGCUCGUGUUCACAAACUCGUUCAAGAUGAAGCUGUCGAUCGUGCUGGGCGUCGUGCACAUGACAUUUGCGCUGCUGCUGAAUGUGCCGAACCACAUCCACUUCCAGCGCCGCCUGUUUAUCUGGGCGGAGCUCGUGCCGCAGCUCCUGUUCCUCGAGGCGCUGUUUGGAUACCUCGUGAUCACGAUCGUGUACAAGUGGUCGGUCGACUGGUACGCGCUGGACGCACAUGGCGCGCCGCUGCACAACGCGCCGCCGGGUCUGCUCAACAUGCUCAUUUACAUGUUCCUGCAGCCGGGCCAGGUGGCGCCGGAGCAGCAGCUGUACCGCGGGCAGGCGACGGUGCAGACGCUGCUGCUGCUCGUCGCGCUCGUGUGUGUGCCGUGGAUGCUCGUGGCGAAGCCGUACUUUUUGUACCGCGAGCACAAGGAGCGCGAGGGCGCGGGCUACCAUGCGGUCGGCUCGGCGCGCGGCGAGGAGCGCGUGCGCGACGUCGACGCGGCGGAGCAGGAGCUCGCGGACGAGUUUUUGGAGGAGGAGGAGGAGGAGGCGGACGGCGAGUCGUUCGAGCUCGGCGAGGUCGUGAUUCACCAGGUGAUCCACACGAUCGAGUUCUGCCUCGGCUGCGUGUCGAACACGGCCUCGUACCUGCGUCUGUGGGCGCUCUCGCUCGCGCACGCCCAGCUGUCGCAGGUGCUGUGGGACAUGACGAUCCGCCCGGUGUUUGGCAUGACGGGCGUCGCGGGCGUCGCAGCGACGGUCGUGGCGUUUGCGCUGUGGUUCGUGCUCACGAUCGGCAUUCUGUGCGUCAUGGAAGGCCUCUCGGCGUUCCUGCACGCCCUGCGUCUGCACUGGGUCGAGGGCGGCUCGAAGCACUACAUGGCCGACGGCGUGCCGUUCGAGCCGCUCUCGCUGGCGGCGCCGUAG
This is a messenger RNA of Malassezia restricta, 2535 nucleotides long. Its product is annotated as V-type H+-transporting ATPase subunit a. Gene Ontology annotation, biological process: vacuolar acidification; proton transmembrane transport. The record is from RefSeq and is a predicted model, not a curated record. Gene Ontology annotation, molecular function: proton-transporting ATPase activity, rotational mechanism; ATPase binding. The transcript has a single exon. Gene Ontology annotation, cellular component: fungal-type vacuole membrane; vacuolar proton-transporting V-type ATPase complex; vacuolar proton-transporting V-type ATPase, V0 domain. The coding region runs from base 1 to 2535 and encodes 844 amino acids. NCBI's taxonomy places the organism in Eukaryota, Fungi, Basidiomycota, Malasseziomycetes, Malasseziales, Malasseziaceae.